AUGAACAAUAAAGACCCAGCCUUCAGUCUGCCGCUGCAGAUGUGUCUUCUGGGGCCUGCCGCCAAGUUUUCAGCCUUUGGAAACUCGGACUUUCUCCUCUCUAUUGGGACCUGCAGUCAUGUGGCCAGCGUGGAGGACUUCCCGACCCUGUCGCCAGUCCACCUCUACGGCUGUGUGUAUGUGGAACCUGGCUGGGUGGAAAGCCCGCCUGGGACCCUGCUGCCAGCUGCUGCGGAAAACACUGAGUUUCUCAGUAGCCAUGAAGAGGAAAAGUGCCAGUUCAAACUGGACAAAGGAGAUGUUCUUUUCAGGAACCUCUUCAUCUUGCAACUGGUGCAACUGGUGCUAACUUACAACUUUUCUAACUGUAACUUCGAGAAGAUUUUGGAAAUAUAUCGUGCAACGAUUUUUCCUGACCUGCUUGGAGAUUUGAAUGGGAUCGUGACCACGUUUGACCAAAUCGAGGACUGUGACUCCAGGCCAGAUUGUCUUUUGAAAAUCGAGUACCAUACUCUCAAUCCUAUCCCCGGCUGCUCAUCACUCUCCGAGAAAGCAUUCGCCUUGAAAACGAAAGAGGCCCUCAUUAACCACUGCCCAGGCUACUCUGAAACUGAGAGAAACAAUACUCAGGAACUGACACAAGAAGUCAAAAUCGUCUGCCGGAAUCACACCUCACAAAUUCUAGGAUUGUGGCUUUCCUUCAUUCAAUCUCCAUGACAAAAUUAGCUUUCGGUUUAUACUAUGAAACUAUAUAUCUUGUUUUUAGUACAUAUAAUACUAAGGGUGUGACACUAAAAAGAACACUAAUGUUUAUUCUUUAAUUACAGAAGAGAUUCUUAACUUAUUUUUUUGGCAUAUCGCUGUUGUUUAGUGUAGGUGCUUUAAAAUGGGAAAGGAGCAUUACCCCUUUAAUGGAAAUAUCUGUACUGUUAAUGACCGGCUUCGGAGCAGUCUUUCUCACCUCCCCUGUGGAAGGGAAUUGAAAGUAGAAAAAAUGUUGAAACCAAUGACAGCUUCUAAAAUCCAUUUAAAAGGCAAGAAUUUUUCUACCUGUAAUGAUUCUUUUAACAUUGCUAUGCUAAGAUUUUUACUAAAGAAGAAAAUGAUGGUGAAGGAAAGUGACUGUCACUGCCAUGAUGAAGCGGUCUGAAAGAAGCUUGUAAAUCCAGCUAUAAAAGGGAUCAGACCCACAACAGCAGGAUGCAUGAGCAGAUCUGCAAGGGCCUUGUGCAGCUACGAAAUAUGUAUUUAAAGUUGUACAUAAUGAAUUUCUAAUUUAUAUUGUG
Molecule: messenger RNA, 1286 nt
Organism: Arvicanthis niloticus (Nile rat)
Lineage: Eukaryota; Metazoa; Chordata; Mammalia; Rodentia; Muridae
Source: RefSeq, a predicted model, not a curated record